AUGCAAAGCACUCUCUGUCAGUCUUGCUGGGGGGCGGGUGGGCAGGGAGGGGCUGGGGCAGGCUCUCUCCUCUCUCUCUGGUCGGCCGGCCGCAAGGCUCUCCCUCCCCCUGGAUGGGGGCAGGAGGCUUACGGGGUCGGCGCUUCUGGUCUGGUAAAUAUAUAUGAUGUGUUGUUUCGUUUUGGGUUUUUUUUCUUUUUUAACUUUGUGGAGGGAACAGUGGAUCCUCAGCAAAACAGGCCCCCUCCAAGCCCUAGAAACGGCACCCCCACCCCACCACCCACCCCUUCUCCCCCGAGGUCCCUUCAAGGCCUCCCACAUCCAGGCCAAAGCCCAACGUGCCUUGUCCAGGAACAGCCGAGCCUGCGAAGGGCCCUGCAGGGGGUGCCCAGGCCGCCCGGCAGGAAAGAGGACCUGCCUGCUCCGUCUCGCCUCCCCUCCAACUUGGCGUCACCAGGACGUGAGGGGCUUCAGUCCCCCUCUCUUCUGCGAUAG
Messenger RNA from Rangifer tarandus platyrhynchus (Svalbard reindeer), 495 nucleotides. The record is from the annotation of a GenBank genome assembly. Lineage: Eukaryota; Metazoa; Chordata; Mammalia; Artiodactyla; Cervidae.